UUAGCCAAGUAAAUCACUCAAAGCUUUCACGGACCAUAAGGAAGCUAGUUUGAGUAAUCAUGAUCUCUUAAAUUCUUAUGAUCAUCAUUAAUUUUUCCCUUUAAACAGAUAGUUUAGUAGAUAGGUAUAUAGAGAGACUAGAGCAAGGUAGAUGUGAGACUAAAAUAGACAUGCUCCCUUCUCAUCACCUUCCUACCCUUCUCCAAGCAACAUUUGCCACCAUCGUAUCACCGAUUUCCCUUGAGCACUAUUUCCUCACUGUUUGGCUCACAAGGAACAACCUCAUCCUCUUGUUAUUCUUCAUUUUGAUUUCUCUUCUUGCUCCAAGGUCCAAAGGCUAGCUAGAAUUUGUUUGCUUUGGUUUUGUCUGAAUACAGAGAGAAACAUUUGCUUCUUGUCACUGAUCUCGUGGUUGAUUUUCUUAGUUGUUUUGGGUGUUGUAUAAGAUGGGGUUGAGUUCUAAGCAGGUUAGCAGUAGCGGGUUAGAUUGGAGCCAGACCCUAUUGCAGGAACGGACUUUGGAGCUGCCUAAACCUCCUGCAAUAAGGAGGCAACAGCAACAAAACCAGCUGCAAUCCGAGUCCUUGAAGUGUCCAAGGUGUGAGUCAACAAACACAAAGUUUUGUUACUACAACAACUACAACAAGUCACAGCCUAGGCAUUUUUGCAAGACUUGCAAGAGACACUGGACUAAAGGUGGUACUCUCCGAAAUGUUCCUGUUGGUGGUGGCCGGAAAAACAAGAGGCCGAAAACAUCAAAAACAAGUGCUGACACCACCACCUCCACAAACACAGCAAGCACCGCUGCUCCAAGAACCAAUAAUAGCAACAAUAUGAUCAAUAGGGUUAACCCCCAGCUGCCAAUUCAAGCUCAGCAACAAAAGCAGAAUCUUCCUGAUCUUGUACUUGGUGAUCAAAAGAAUUUAUCUGGAAUUCUGUAUCAAGCAAUGAUCAAUCCACCAUCUUCAGUUCUGCAACAGAAUUCAAUCAGCUGCAACAACUUGGAUACCAAAAGUUUCAACACCGACAACAAUGGUGUCCUUUUGGGUUCAUCUUUGUCUCUACCUCAAAUUCAAGGCUCACUCUUUCCUUGUCCAAGUUCUUUCGACACAAACCCAUCUUCAAUUUGCACCAGCUCCUUUCAGCCCUUAAAUGUUUAUAACUACUCGGGAGAAUCCACGGAGGACUCAACCAUCACCACCAUCAUGCCUUCCACAAGUAGCACUAUCGCUCAACCAUGGCAAGUGCCAAAUACAAGCAGUGGAAUGGACAUAACAAAUUACUGGAAUUGGGAUGAUAUAGAGAAUUAUGUCUCUACUGAUCUCAAUGUCACAUGGGAUGAUUCUGAAAUCAAACCAUAACUAAGUUCUUUAUUAACCUUAUUAGAAGUGUGGAUAAAUCCGCUUUCUUUCUUUUUCCUAGUAAUUGAGUGUUUUUGUGUGAAUGGUCAGUCUCAUUUGUAAUAUCACAGUCAUAUAUUAAUGUGUCUUUAACUAUUAUAGCUAGUUAGAUGUAUCCUGUUUGAAGCUGUCCUUUUUUUUUCCCCCUCAGUUUCAGCUUCAGGCUAUAAUAUAACGUGUCCAUUUGUGUAGUUUUUUUCUUUCCUUAUCCUACUCACAAAUGUUUCAAUUCCAAUGCAGAAGUAUUUCAUGUGAAGUAAGCUAAGGGGUUAGGGUUCACGUUGUGCUAGAGAAGGGUAUCUAAGUUGAGACUGCAGUGAUGGGGUCUUCUCCAGCUAAGCUGGGGUAUUAGUAGAUGUGAUGGAAGGUUCCUGUGGAUAUGUAUAAUUUUUUGGAAAUCUCAAAUAAUAACAUUUCAUGGACUUGUUUUCUCACCACUUGCUCAGAAUCAUUCUCUUUUUCUAGCCCUGACACAUAUUCUUGCUGUAAAGUAGUUUCUGCAAAAAUUCUUGAGCA
This is a messenger RNA of Populus euphratica (Euphrates poplar), 1916 nucleotides long. Its product is annotated as dof zinc finger protein DOF4.6-like. The record is from RefSeq and is a predicted model, not a curated record. The coding region runs from base 447 to 1361 and encodes 304 amino acids. The transcript has 2 exons. Lineage: Eukaryota; Viridiplantae; Streptophyta; Magnoliopsida; Malpighiales; Salicaceae. Gene Ontology annotation, biological process: regulation of DNA-templated transcription. Gene Ontology annotation, molecular function: DNA binding; DNA-binding transcription factor activity.